AUGACCGAACGGAGUCGCAUUUCGAUGCUCUCGACCGAAAUGCUCGAGGCCAAACAGAUUGGCGUUCGCGGCCUCUCCUGCUACGGAUUCCGACUUCUCGACGGAUCAUUCUUGUUCGUUUUUCUGAGAUUCAGUGUGUGUUUGUCGAGAAAAAGCAUUUCUCAAAAAAGUCUCGACGCACACUGAUUAGGGGCUUGUUCAGUUUGGCAGAAAGCUGGUAAAUUGCCAGUAAUCAGCCGAUUCUGGUUUCUCCCAUAAAAAUCAAGUUUUUAAUGGUUUUUUACCCAACCGAAUGAGCCCAUGACACUUUGAUUUUUCUGUUAGAAUAUCACAAAUUUCCCUUAAAUAUCCUCUUAAAAUGUUUGCAGAUACGGUCCGAUCGCGCUUUUCCCAAAAACGGCUCUUUCGUGGCGAGUGCCCACUCCAGAUGACAUUUCUCCCCGAUCGCUGGCUCUUUUCACGGCACUCGAACCCAAAAUUGAUAUUUUGGUCAUCGGAGUUGGCGACAAGAAGAAUAUCGAUCGGUUUGAUCAUUUUUUUUACAUUUUUUUUCAAAUAUUUGUUUCCAGAGUGCGCGCUAAAGUGGCACCGUUCCUGCGUGAACACAAAAUCGGACUCGAAAUUAUGGAUACGGUAGGUUCUUGAAAAGUCUGCUGAAAAUUUCCGUUAAUUUCAGGAAGACGCGAUCGCCACUUUCAAUUUCCUGAACGCAGAGGGUCGGUACGUGGGAGCGGCCCUGUAUCCACCGGACGAUAUGAUUGUGACGGACAGGGAGUAUGGAAGAGCACUCGCACUCCUGAAGGGAUGGGACACGGUAUGGUUUGGGCCAGCUCUUGUGAAAAUAUGGAACGUUUGAACUGAAAUGAGCGAUGUAGAAAGAAAAACCGUUGAAAAAACUUACUCUGAAUAAACUCAUAGCUUCUAUGAAUCAUUAAAACAUACUCUGCUUUUCCUGGCUUAUAUUUCGAGUGAUUUUCAGGUGGAAGAGAAUCCGAUGCUGACGGGACUGUCGGAUACGAUCAACGAAGCAGAGGAUCUCGUAAGACGGCUGUGGAGUGGAGAUGAGCAGAGUUGGCAGACCGCCCGCAAAAAGGUUCGCUCUUCUUUUUUUCUGUUUCGCGAGGUAUCGACAGCAACAAGAAUGAUUUUAAGAAGCGAACAGAUGGGGCUUCUUAGUUAUGAGGACCGUACCGUUUUGCAACGUGACGUUUCGCCACUAAAACAGUUUUCGAAACUAUUGCGUUUCGCAACCGUUCUGUUUCGCUACUAAGGGUAUUUUGAAGCAGCUUCCGGGUGCUCUUCGACUUUAUUUUUUACGAAUGUGUGAUCACCCUGAAGCUGGAGAAUCUUUUAAAAAAAUGUGGUGAGUACGACGAGAUUGCCUCGAUGGGACACCUUCAAAAAGUUGGGGCUAGUUGCGAAACACAUGGUUGACAUUCGCUAUGGUUGGCAAACGUGAGAGUUGCCAAAAUUGUUUUAGUGGCGAACCGAAGAGGUCUCCAAAAAGGGAUCUCUCAACAGAGCGCAUUCACAUUUCAAUGCUUUGCAGGUGCUCGAAUCGCCGUCGGAACGCGAAGAGCGAAUGCAGUUGGAGGUGGAAGAGAAGGACAAAAAACGCAUCGAAUAA
Molecule: messenger RNA, 1627 nt
Organism: Caenorhabditis sp. 36 PRJEB53466
Lineage: Eukaryota; Metazoa; Nematoda; Chromadorea; Rhabditida; Rhabditidae
Source: the annotation of a GenBank genome assembly